Messenger RNA from Candoia aspera, 2663 nucleotides. RefSeq names its product sphingomyelin phosphodiesterase 4 (gene SMPD4). The record is from RefSeq and is a predicted model, not a curated record. Bases 67 to 2571 code for a protein of 834 amino acids. Lineage: Eukaryota; Metazoa; Chordata; Lepidosauria; Squamata; Candoiidae. The transcript has 19 exons. Gene Ontology annotation, molecular function: sphingomyelin phosphodiesterase D activity. Gene Ontology annotation, biological process: glycerophospholipid catabolic process; ceramide biosynthetic process; sphingomyelin catabolic process.
GUCACGGGGCGCGCCGGGCAGUGACGCCUCCCAGCGCGCCGCAGAGGUCCGCGCGCCCGCUCCGCGAUGAGGCCCGCGCCGGGCCGCGCCAGGAGCCCCGAGGCGGCCGCGCCGCACUUCCCCCCUCCCAGCUACCUGCUGGCUAAUUUAAAGGCUGACUGUCUGAACAAGCCUUUUGCUCAGAGGUGCCAUGAUCUCAUGACAAUCAUUGAAGAUUUUCCUGCCAAGGAACUGCAUGCCAUCUUUCCUUGGCUGGUAGAGAGCAUCUUUGGCAGUUUAGAUGGCAUCAUUUCCGGGUGGAGUCUUCGCUGCCUACAAGGCAGAACAAACUACGCUGAGUACAAUGCUGCCCUUGACUUCCUGGCCCCUGGAGGCCCAAUGAUGAAGUUGGUUUACAAGCUCCAAGCUGAGGAAUACAGAUAUGACUUCCCCGUCUCCUACCUUCCUGGCCCAGUGAAAACUUCAAUUCAGGAACGGAUUUUACCAGAAUGUCCUUUAUACCACAACAAAGUCCAGUUUCCUCCAGCUGGGGGCCUGCAUCUGAACUUGGUUCUUAAUCCAUAUGAAUAUUAUAUGUUCUACUUUGCCAUAAGCCUCCUUACCCAGCGGAACACCUCCACGACCUCUCCCAUCAGCCUGUCAAACAGUGCUUACUUCAUCCUGGUGGACCGGUACUUGAAGUGGUUCCUGCCCACCGAAGGCAGUGUCCCUCCCAUUCCUUCCUCAGAGCCUGGAGGAGUGGUCCCGUCGCCCGCUCCCCGCUCUCCAGCAAUGCCUUUCACAUCCUAUGGGAUGCAUCCUGCCAGUCUUCUGAAAAGACACGUUGCCCACCAGACUUCAGUGAACGCAGACCCUGCUUCCCAAGAAAUCUGGAGGUCUGAAACGUUGCUUCAGGUCUUUGUGGAGAUGUGGCUCCAUCAUUAUUCGCUGGACAUGUACCAGAAGAUGCAGUCUCCCCACAUCAAGCUGGAGGUUCUCCACUACCGGCUCUCUGUAUCCAGCAUCCAUCCUGCCCAAUACAGCUACCAGGCCCUCCAUACAUACCAAGAGUCAUUCAGACCCACGGAGGAACACGUUUUGGUUAUCCGGUUGCUUCUGAAACACCUCCAUGCCUUCAGCAACAGCGUAAAGUCAGAACCGAUUUCACCUUCAGGGCAUUCUCACACUGCCAGUCCAUUAGAGGAAUUCAAAAGGAUCGUGAUCCCCCGGUUUGUUCAGCAGAAACUCUACAUAUUUCUUCAGCACUGCUUUGGUCACUGGCCUCUGGAUGCAUCUUUCAGAGCCGUUCUGGAGAUGUGGUUAAGCUACUUACAGCCUUGGAGAUACGCGCCAGAGAAACAACCGCCAGGUGCCGAGACUCUGCCUCGCAGCGUGUCAGAGAAGUGGGACCCUUUUGUCCAGGAGAACCUGCUGCUGUACACAAAGCUCUUUGUUAGCUUUCUGAACCGAGCUCUCCGCACAGACCUGGUUAGCCCCAAGAAUGCGCUGAUGGUGUUCAGGGUGGCCAAGGUGUUUGCUCAGCCUCACCUUGCCGAGAUGAUCCAGAGAGGAGAGCAGCUCUUUCUGGAAGCCGACCUGACCCUUCCGCACCGCCAGCACCGCCUCUUCAUGUCUCCCUCUCUCGGAGGGAGCUUCCUGUCGGGCCGGACUCCCACCGUCACAGACGCCUCCUUUAAAGUGAAGAGCCACGUGUACAGCCUGGAAGGACAGGACUUCCAGUACAAGCAGAUGUUUGGGACAGAAGUCAGGAACCUGGUGCUGCGACUGGCCCAGCUGAUCAGCCAGGCCCAGCAGGCGGCCAGGUCCCUCUCCGACCGUUCCGCGGAGGCCGGGGCCGGCCAGUCCUUCCUGUCCUGGUUCUGGUCCAGCCCGAGUGACGUGAAUGGCUCCUACCUGGGCAAUGACAUGGACGAAAUGGGGCAAGAGAGCAUUAGGAAAACAGAUGAAUACCUGGAGAAAGCCCUGGAAUAUUUAUGCCAGAUAUUUCGGCUGAAUGAAGCCCAGCUGAGUCAGCUGAUCUUGAACUGGGGAGUGGCUCCAGAUGAGAAUGGGAAGAAGCUGCUGCCAGACUGCAUUGAGGACGAAGAGGGGCUAACUCUCACACCACUUGGGAGAUACCAGAUCAUCAAUGGCCUGCGCAGGUUCCAGAUUGAGUACCAGGGAGAUCCAGAGCUUCAGCCCAUUCGAAGCUAUGAAAGCGCUGCCCUGGUCCGUGUGCUUUUCCGGCUGUCUCUGGCCAUCAACGAGCGCCUCGGAAGCCAGAUGGAGAGGCUUUGUGCCAGAGAAGACUUCCUUGGCGGGUUCUGCCGCUACCACCUUACCAACCCCUCCCUGGUCGCCAAGGUCCGGCGCAGCCCAGGUUCCAAAUGGCGGCCGGGGCGGAUUCCACAGCCGAGAGUCAGCCUGAGGUUUCUGGCCAGCUACAGGACGCUCUUUUCCACGCUCAUGGUUUACUUCGUGGCGUCCUGGUUCUGCCUUGGCCCAGCCACCUGCACCUGCCUCCUCCUCCUGGGGUACCUUCUCUAUGCCUCAGGGAUGACCAUCUGGACUGAGAAAAGGCGGUUUCAUUGACAGCAGUGUUUUGCCAAAGCCAUUUCUUCCUCGGACAAAAUAAGCGUGCCCUUAGCCAGGGGUGCAGGCUGUGCAGGAGAUGCUUGACUGGC